CUCGCUUCCAAAUGCGCCAGCAGAACUGCUUCCACGAAAGUCAGAGGUACCUUUGGAAAUUUUUGCUGAAUGCUGCUGAGGUUGACAAACUCAGUAUCCCUGGGACCGUCCAAGUUUCCAGGGAGGUUGAUUCAAGGCAACAUGUCUGCUUCAGUGAAAGAGUGCUUUCAGCUUCAGCUGCUGGAAAUGGAAAUGCUGUUUUCUAUGUUUCCUAACCAAGGCGAAGUAAAACUUGAAGAUAUAAAUGCCUUGACACAUAUAAAGAAAUACUUGGAAGGCAAAAGGGAGGCCCUGCCACCAAAAAUCGAAUUUGUGAUUACUCUCCAGAUUGAGGAGCCCAAGGUGAAAAUUGAUUUACAAGUAACCAUGCCCCACCACUACCCCUUCUCAGCAUUACAGCUGUUUGGACGGUCAUCAGAGUUUGACAGGCAGCACCAGCUACUUUUCAACCAGAGUCUCACUGCUUAUAUAGGGACUUUGGAUCCAGGUGAGAUCUGUGUGGGUGCAGCAAUCCAGUGGAUACAGGACAAUUGUUCAUCCUAUGUCUUGGACAGAAAGCUUGCUUAUGAACCAUCUGCACAAGCAAAGCCAGUCAAGAACACAUUCCUCCGAAUGUGGAUCUACAGCCACCAUAUAUAUCAGCAAGACCUAAGGAAAAAGAUUUUGGAUAUUGGGCAGAGGUUAGAUGUGACUGGGUUUUGCAUGACAGGAAAGCCUGGUAUAAUCUGUGUAGAGGGCUUCAAGGAGCACUGUGAGGAAUUCUGGCACACAAUUAGGUAUCCCAGCUGGAAACACAUUUCCUGUAAACAUGCUGAAAGUAUUGAAACAGAAGGAAAUGGGGAAGAUCUACGCCUUUUCCAUUCUUUUGAAGAACUACUCCUUGAAGCGCAUGGUUACUAUGGGCUAAGGAAUGACUAUCACAUGAAUCUCGGCCAGUUCUUAGAAUUUCUCAAAAAGCAUAAAAGUGAGCAUGUUUUUCAGAUAUUAUUUGGUAUUGAAAGCAAAAAUUCAGAAAUCUAGGGGGCUACUAAGAAGUCUAUGCUUGUAAAUUCACUAAAUCAGCAUUUGUGUUAAUCACACCAAAAUAAAAGGGCAGGUGGCAGUUUAGCACCCU
Chrysochloris asiatica (Cape golden mole) is the source of this 1114-nucleotide messenger RNA. It is a transcript of the gene RWDD2A, whose product is annotated as RWD domain containing 2A. The transcript is spliced from 2 exons. Gene Ontology annotation, molecular function: protein binding. The record is from RefSeq and is a predicted model, not a curated record. NCBI's taxonomy places the organism in Eukaryota, Metazoa, Chordata, Mammalia, Afrosoricida, Chrysochloridae. Bases 70 to 1020 code for a protein of 316 amino acids.